Molecule: messenger RNA, 6330 nt
Organism: Pseudophryne corroboree (corroboree frog)
Lineage: Eukaryota; Metazoa; Chordata; Amphibia; Anura; Myobatrachidae
Gene: PRICKLE2
Product: prickle planar cell polarity protein 2
Exons: 8
Coding region: 707-3175 (822 amino acids)
Molecular function (GO): zinc ion binding
Source: RefSeq, a predicted model, not a curated record
UGCUCUGGGGACCGUUGAUUUGUAAGGGGAGGCAGAUCUGUAUGAAAACGAAUGAUAGGAGGCAGCCAGUGACCAUUGGAAGUGUCCCAGGGCAGACAGGCUCUUGCUGCUGACAUCACUGUGCACUCAUUAGCAUUCAGCGCAGGCAGGCGCUGCAACAAGCUCUGCUGCUUCUGGCACAGCCCUGCAAGCUGACAAUCACUCCUGGAGUAUUUCCUUUGCUAGAUCUUGGACUCUCCACUGCUGCUGCUGCUGCUACAAAGGGUCAAUAGAGGAAGACAGGACUCUGAGCACUGUGUGUGCUGGAUUUUGUGUGGACAUACACUGGGAAGAAGACAGGGGGGAGAACUGGAAAGGGAUUUUCUGAAAGGCAAAGAAUAAAAGGACUAGCCAGAGAGGGCAGGAAUCACACUUGUCCUGCUGAUGGCUUCCAUAGCAGUUUUCUUCCCAGCCAAGAGCCUGCCUGGUGUGUGGGUCUGUUCUAAAGGGCUUUGACAAAAGCUUUGCUGCUCAUUUCAGCGCAAGUGACUCCCAAUGUCUGUCAAGCUCUCAGCUGAACAGAGCAGCAGCAGGCAGCAUGGAACAGAGAACUAGCAGCCUCUGAGGGGCUACAAGCUAUUUCCUCCAGCUGGGGAUUGUUUGUACUGCUGCUGGGAAGAUCUGUCUGCAUUGUAAGUGCUCUCGGGAGGAGCACAGUGCCACCGCGAUGCCUCUAGAGAUGGAGAAAACUAUGAACAAGUUGAUGUUUGACUUUCAGAGGAACUCGACGUCUGACGACGAUUCUGGCUGUGCUCUUGAAGAAUACGCCUGGAUUCCUCCUGGGCUUAAACCAGAACAGGUUCACCAGUACUAUAGCUGUUUGCCCGAUGAUAAAGUCCCCUAUGUAAAUAGUCCUGGUGAGAAGUCCAGAAUCAAACAACUCCUACAUCAGUUGCCUCCUCAUGAUAACGAAGUUCGCUACUGCAAUUCUCUGGAUGAGGAGGAAAAGCGGGAGCUGAAGCUGUUUAGCAACCAAAGAAAGCGAGAGAAUUUGGGGAGAGGAAAUGUCAGGCCAUUCCCGGUGACCAUGACAGGAGCCAUCUGCGAGCAGUGCGGAGGACAGAUCAAUGGAGGGGACAUAGCCGUGUUUGCAUCAAGGGCCGGGCAUGGCAUUUGUUGGCAUCCUCAAUGCUUUGUUUGCACCAUAUGUAACGAGCUGCUGGUCGACCUGAUCUACUUUUAUCAGGACGGGAAGAUCUAUUGUGGCCGACACCACGCCGAGUGCUUGAAGCCUCGGUGUGCAGCCUGUGACGAGAUUAUUUUUGCAGAUGAAUGUACAGAGGCAGAAGGAAGACACUGGCAUAUGAAACAUUUUUGUUGCUUUGAAUGUGAAACUGUACUCGGCGGCCAGAGGUACAUUAUGAAAGAAGGACGUCCGUACUGCUGUAACUGCUUUGAGUCCCUGUAUGCAGAGUAUUGCGACACCUGUGCUCAGCAUAUAGGUAUUGACCAGGGGCAGAUGACAUAUGAUGGCCAGCACUGGCAUGCAACAGAGAACUGUUUCUGUUGUGCCCACUGUAAAAAAUCACUACUUGGACGUCCUUUCCUGCCCAAGCAGGGGCAGAUAUUCUGCUCAAGAGCAUGCAGUGUGGGAGAAGAUCCCAAUGGCUCAGACUCUUCGGACUCUGCCUUUCAGAACGCCAGGGCAAAGGAAUCCCGGCGUAGUGCUAAGAUUGGCAAGAAUAAAGCCAAGCUAGAAGACAACAACAUGAACCAAUUACAUGUAGCUUCUAAUAGACUUUCAACAGACGUUGACCCUCUCUCUUUGCAGAUGGAUUUGCUAAGCGUAUCAAGUCAAAACCCGAGCCUGAAUCGAGAUCAGCUGUGGCGAGGCAGAGAUCAUUACGUUAAAAAGAUAGAGAGGAGCCAAUCCCAGAGUCCUCUGCAGCUUCUCAGCCAAUGUAACAUAAGGACUUCAUACAGUCCUGGACAAGGGGCAGGUGCCCAGGCAGACAUGUGGGCCAAGCAUUUCAGCAACCAAAAAAGAAGCCUCUCAAUGAUGGGGCAUAGCGAGAGCUUCUCUCAAGAUGGCAGGGAGGAUUACUACCAAGGCAGACUAAGGCCACAGGAAAGUUUUAGCGAUACGUCUAGUCACAGCUUUAAUGAAGCAAGGUCAAGUCUAAAGGUUCCGGAAGGCAAAAAUAUGAAUUCGCAGCAAUGUCGAACAAGGCAUCCAAUCAAUGCACUUAAAUUCACAGAAGGGUUAACUCCGACAGAACAAACUCCUAGAGGUUCAAUGGAGUCUCUUGCACUGUCCAAUGCAACAGGUGCAUCUAUGGAUGGGGGUCCCAAACGUCAGGAACAUCUCUCUCGCUUUUCAAUGCCAGAUUUGAGCAAAGAUUCUGGAAUGAAUGUUUCGGAAAAACUGAGCAACAUGGGGACGCUCAACUCUUCUUCACAGUUCCGCAGUGUGGAGUCUGUCCGGAGUCUCCUAUCUGCACAACAGUAUCAAGAUAUGACCCAUAACCUUGGUGAUCUGGCCAACCCUGUCAAAUACAGGGACCUGCCUCCCCAUGCAAGAAUGCACCAAUCAUUUCAGUUUGACAAUGGCAUGACUCCAAUGUCUGCCCAGGGUAAUCUGAAAAUGACACCUAUGAGUGAAAGGACGAGGAGAAGAACUCAGUCGCGAGAUAAUGAUCAACAAUAUCGGCACCACCGGCCAAGGAAGUCUAGACGUUCUCGUUCUGACAAUGCUCUCCAUCUGGCUACCGAGCAGUGCAGUAAAAUGAAAGAAAAACCGCUCUUGAGGGCCAGAGAGGAUUACGAGCGGUUUAUGCAACAAAGAGGAGGACGAGAGCAGAUGGAUGAGGUCGUCAGAAGAGAAAUGUACAACCGGUAUCAAAGGACUGCCUCUGAUCUUGCUCUACAAAACCACCUCUGUGACCGGUGGGGUCCACAGAUGAAUGAAUACGAUUGGUGCUCCACCUGCUCAUCCUCUUCAGAGUCAGACAAUGAAGGAUAUUUCUUAGGAGAACCAAUUCCGCAACCUACCCGCUUGAGAUACGUGACCAGCGAGGACCUUAUCCAUCAGUACGGCCAAUGCUCCGGCGGCAUACCCAAGUCUUCCACUCUGGGUGGCCGAGGACAGUUGCAUAGCAGGAAAAGGAGGAAGAGCAAAAAUUGCAUUAUUUCCUAGUGUUGGCUCCCAGAACUCCGGUUUUACCAUGUAAAUUACCUAUCCCUGUGGCCUGGUCCAUAUUUUGAACAUCCUUGUUUUAUAGCAAAGGGGAAUGAAGACCAUGUAUGUCCCACUCGUGCUGACUGUGUGCAAUCUGAGACUGAAUUAUAGAUUUGGUAAAUAGUUAUAAUUGUUGAUAUAGUGAAUAUUGGGUUUUAUUGCACAUUUCACUUUAUUUCCUCAAUAGUUCUGUCCGCCAAAAAAAAAAUUCAAAAAUACUGCCUUGCUUUUGUUCCAACCAGGGAUUAUGCCCUAGUUAUGAAUGUAUGCCGUACCCAGACGUACAGUACGCUGCUUGAGCUCAUCCCCGUACUGCAGACUCUGCGUUAGUUACUUUUUAGUUAGUUUUUUCGCCUUCUCAUACUUUGCAAAGUAUUUUAAUUCUCAGACAAUGCUAACGUUUUAAGUUAUUUAAGCACUCAUUGUAAAUGGAAUGUAAAUGAAAGUUCUGAUAAACUAUUUUUGUAUUUUGUAAUAUCAAACUGAGUCUAUAUGUUUUAGAAACAUAGAUAUAACGGAUCUGCAUGCCCAGCUCAUAAACGUCUGGUUGGUUUGAAUUCCAACUGCUGUUUCCUUCUGUAGACUGUGUGAUUUAUACCUUUCUAACCAUGUCUGGUUACCACUUUCAGAUUCAAUGGUCAAGCAAUAGUACAAUGAAUACUCUUCUUUACUCCAUCCAGAAAGAGUUUUGUUUGGCAGACAUGAUCUGUCAAAGCAAGCACCUUACCGAAAUAGCUUUUCUUUUCCUUUAAAGUAUACAAUAAUGCAGCAAAGUUAAAUUCAGGCAAAUUUAGAAACUUAUAUACCAAAGUUUGUGCGCAUUCUUUUCCCAGUGUUUGAUGUGGUCAUCAUGUACAAAUACAUAAGCUAGGUUGAUAAGCAGUGAGGAUUUACAUCAACUGUCCACCACUUUAUCUGAUCAGAAGCCACUUUUUUAUCCUAGCUUUGUUCAAAAAGUUCAGUAAAUUAUGCAAUAAUACUGAAUUUUCCCCCAAUUCAAUGGGUUUCAAUGAUGUCCAGAAUCGGACUAGCAGCUAUUGGAUCUGCUGCCAGUCCACAUAUGGCGGGACAAUGUUUAGAGCCACAUGUAACUACAAUUGGCAUCCUUGAUGGAUUGUGAUGUCAGCGAUGCUGAUUGUAUGUGAGGGAGCAGAGGGCAGGGUGCCUCUAAACACUGUCCCGGUAUACACGGAAUGGCAGUGGAUCCCACCAAUACACCGGUGAGCCAGCUCGAUUCUGCGGAUGUCUAUAGUGGUCUACCAGUGGUCUCCUUGCUUCUUUUGCAGCUUACCUGUCUUAAUUCCAGCAGUGAUGUCCAUGCUCCUCGUCACAAACUUCCCAUUCAUGGGAAAAAGAAGUUCAGCAAUGUGGACACUCUUAUCUGUUUGCUCCAACAGAGUCAGGCCUUUGUUCAAAGAAUGCAUCCUUGAAAUGUUGAAAACACUGGUGGAACCUGUUAAAUUAGGGGGAGUGCCAGAUUUCUGGAUAAAAAGUAUUCAGUAUUAUUGACAAACCUAUGUAACACAGCAGUUUUCACUUUCAAGUGGAGUUGUCCUUUAAUGCUACUAAAAUGUGGGACCCUUAUCCCCAUAUCUCUCUUGUAAGUCUAGGGAUCCUCAUGAUAAGGAAGACCAGUAGGUUCUCUGCCUAUAAACAUCCGAAAAUCUAUUUUUAUGUCUGCUCAUUUAUCCCAAGUUAUAUUGCCAAAUCUGACUAUACUAAAGAUAAUAUUUAGUUAUCUCGUUCAUCUAAUACUGUAGAGAAUAAAUAUGGAUUUCACUUUUAAAAAAAUGCAGCUGUGCGUGUAUUGACAAUCCGGGCUAGAAUCUAUUUAAUAUAGAAGGAAAUAAAAUCAGACACCUUUAUCGCAACCUGUGGCCAAUUAAAUUUAUCAUUGGCCAUGGGUAGGGUGCAUAUGCUUCGAGCCCCCAAUCCAUAUACUAUAUCAUGUGUGAUCAAUAAAACACUCCGUUUAUUAUAUUCACUCCAGAACACUCAUAAAUCUUCGUUAGAACACAACACCCGCACACAUUUAGUUUACAAAACAAGCCUCAAGUAUUUUGCAAUAAAUAUCAAGAACAUCUGCCCAACAUCUGACCAAGUUUAUUAGGAUAAACAUCAGUCCCUCACGCCACACUCGCUUCUUCAUCUCUUGUUCAAGUUGUACUUGCACCACUGAGUUUAAAAGAGGAAGGAUGGGUUUUUACCAGUAUUAUCCCCAGGCCCAGGGUAACUGCCCAAGUGCCUUAUCUGCCUCUGACGGCACGAAAUUAGUUUCAUAUGCACAUACCUCCUUAUAAUCUUGAAAGAUUAGAGCAUAGUUCUCACAAGACACACCUCUCAUUGCUUAGACGCAACAAGGAUUCUCCCAGGAAAUGCUUGCAGAUCGCUAGACCAUGGUCAUUUUACCUAUAACAAAAACAAAGAUGUUGUAGUAUGUAUACAAAGCCAUAUAAAUGCAUCUAGACAGCGCAGAUGUGCAAUGGGAGAGGUUUCCCAGAGACUGACCUCUCCGAGAGUUCCUGCAGCAACUGUGAACGUUUACCAAACUUACUAGGAACUGCAAAUCGAGAAACAACUGCUGUCUAGCAUGCCAGGUCCCGUUCUUAACGAGCUCAUUCCUAAGGCUUGGAUUUCUCCCAAGUUCAACAUGCACUUGAUCCAUAGCGUAUUCAGAGGUUACUCAUUACCCACAUUUACAGCAACCUUGUGGAACCAAACCCCAAUAUAGGAUAUCAUGACAUUUAUGUACAGUAGUUUUACAAUGUUGACUUUCAAGUGGUUGUUUAAAAGCUGAAAUUGCAAAUGGUGCCGUUCUGUUUAAUCUGCAUCAACUCGUGAAUUGUUCUAUGCUCUGUGACUUGAGAUAUUUAAUCUGCUUUCAUUUACUGUAAGAGUGAAUGGAUCAUCGCUGCUUUGUACAUGGGAUCUUCCCUGUCUCACCCCGCAGGGGCCAGAACAAGCAUCGGGAGUAUUUUGUGCAUAGUUGUACUGAACUCACGCGUUUUGCUUUCUAUGCUUUUAACUGCAUAUCUUGUGUUAUCUGCAAGGUGUUCAACAUCAUUUGCUGUUCAGAUUUAAAUAUUAAAACAUAGUGUCCUUGAUAAAACCAA